This is a messenger RNA of Aspergillus calidoustus, 3554 nucleotides long. NCBI's taxonomy places the organism in Eukaryota, Fungi, Ascomycota, Eurotiomycetes, Eurotiales, Aspergillaceae. The record is from the annotation of a GenBank genome assembly.
UUGAAGGUAUCAACUUAAGCUGCUGUCCGGGCCGGUUACCCUUCGGCGUUAUAUCUUCCUCCCUCCUCUCCACCAGAUAAUGAGGGCAUGCUAGGAUCCGAAUUUCUUCCUUCUGUCUAUCAAUCGCGCAAUCCGAACAUCUAAACCCACAUUAUCUGGGUCCCUCUCCGUGACCCUGACCUCUCCCCGCAAGCACACGAAUCCCCGACGAAGAGCAAGCUAGAGAGGCUUCUCUCUGCUGCACGUUCAGCGGCUCGCUAUCAUGAGUUACAUGAAAAAGGAUGAGGAUGCCGACCAGACUAUGAUAAAGCUGGAUCGGACCUCUGUUUUCCAAGAUGCACGGCUGUUCAAUACUUCGCCGAUAUCCCCACGGCAAUGCCGCACGCUCCUGACCAAAAUUGCCGUCCUUGUCUUCACUGGCGAACAAUUCCCCACAAAUGAAGCAACUACCCUGUUCUUUGGUAUCUCAAAACUAUUCCAGAACAAGGAUCCCUCACUACGGCAGAUGGUAUACCUCAUCUUGAAGGAGCUAGCAAACACGGCCGAAGAUGUUAUUAUGUCCACUAGCAUUAUCAUGAAGGAUACCGCAGUCGGUAGUGACGUUCUUUACCGAGCCAAUGCUAUUCGGGCCCUGUGCCGCAUCAUCGAUGCAACGACUGUACAGGGCAUCGAGCGAUUGAUCAAAACGGCCAUUGUCGACAAGACCCCCUCCGUCUCCUCCGCCGCGCUAGUUUCCUCAUAUCACCUUCUCCCAAUUGCGCGUGACGUGGUCCGCAGGUGGCAGAGUGAGACUCAAGAAGCCGCUUCGUCAUCAAAGCAGUCGACUGGUUUCCUUGGAUUCGGGGGCAGUUCCCAGGCCCACGCCAUCUCGCAGUCAAAUUUUAUGACCCAAUAUCAUGCAAUUGGUCUUCUGUAUCAGAUGCGUUCUCACGACCGUAUGGCACUUGUCAAGAUGGUCCAACAGUACGGCGCUGCGGGCGUGGUGAAGAGCCCCGCUGCCCUUGUUCUUCUCGUGCGACUCGCCGCAAAACUGGCCGAAGAGGAUCAAGGCCUGAGGAAGCCGAUGAUGCAGAUGUUGGAUGGAUGGCUUCGGCACAAACACGAGAUGGUGAACUUCGAGGCUGCAAAGGCAAUCUGCGACAUAAGGGAUGUUACCGAUGCGGAGGCGUCUCAAGCUGUCCAUGUCCUCCAGCUGUUCCUCUCCUCGCCCCGUGCCAUCACCAAGUUCGCAGCCAUCCGCAUUCUCCACCGAUUCGCGUCGUUUAAGCCUCACGUUGUAAACGUAUGCAACCCUGAUAUUGAAUCGCUAAUCUCCAAUUCCAACCGGUCUAUCGCCACCUUCGCCAUCACCACACUCCUGAAGACCGGCAACGAAGCUAGCGUCGACCGUCUGAUGAAGCAAAUCUCGGGCUUCAUGGCUGAUAUCACUGAUGAAUUCAAGAUCACAAUUGUGGAAGCCAUUCGAACCCUGUGCUUGAAGUUCCCAAGCAAGCAAGCAGGCAUGCUUUCUUUCCUCAGUGGUAUAUUGCGAGACGAGGGUGGCUAUGAAUUCAAGCGGAGCGUCGUUGAGAGCAUGUUCGACCUUAUCAAAUUUGUUCCCGAGAGCAAAGAGGACGCUCUCGCUCAUCUGUGUGAAUUCAUCGAGGAUUGCGAGUUCACAAAACUCUCUGUCCGAGUUUUGCAUCUUCUUGGUGUCGAGGGCCCGAAAACGUCACAGCCGACAAAGUAUAUUCGGUACAUUUACAACAGAGUGGUCCUUGAAAACGCCAUUGUUCGAGCUGCUGCUGUGACAGCUUUGGCCAAGUUCGGUGUGGGCCAGAAGGAUCCCGAAGUCAAGUCCAGCGUUUCUGUUCUGCUUACCCGGUGCCUCGAUGAUACCGACGACGAAGUCCGUGAUCGUGCGGCCCUAAACCUUCGGUUGAUGGCUGAAGAGGACGCGGUGGCUGACGUGUUCAUCAAGAAUGAAUCAAUGUAUUCGCUUUCAACGUUCGAACACCAGCUUGUCAUGUAUGUGACAUCUAAUGACAAAGACACCUUCGCCGCCGCAUUUGACGUUUCUACCAUUCCUGUCGUCACUCUCGAGCAAGCCUUGGCUGAAGAACGAACCAAGAAGCUUAAUCACGCUACACCUACGCUUAAGGCACCAUCCACCGGUCCUCCUAAAGGUGCCAAGGCGAACGGUGUGGCCGAAGCUGCUACUGCAGCGGCUACCCAGAAGUAUGCCGAGCAGCUCAUGCAGAUUCCCGAGCUCAGGGCGUAUGGCACCUUGCUCAAAUCUUCCGUACCCGUGGAACUCAGUGAAAGCGAAACGGAGUACGUUGUCACUGCCGUCAAGCACAUUUUCAAGGAGCAUAUUGUCUUGCAGUACGACAUCAAAAAUACUCUUCCGGAUACUGUUUUGGAAGAUGUUACCGUUGUUGCGACGCCGUCCGAGGAAGAUGCCCUGGAGGAAGAGUUCAUUGUUCCUGCACCUAAACUGAGCACCAACGAGCCGGGCGUUGUAUAUGUCACGUUCAAGAAACUCGAGGGCGAACAGAGCGUUCCUGUCGUCUCAUUCACGAAUAACCUGAAAUUCACCAGCAAGGAGAUCGACCCAACAACUGGAGAGCCAGAAGAUAGUGGUUACGAGGAUGAAUACCAGGUCAACGACCUGGAACUGACAGGCAGUGAUUAUGUUAUUCCCACGUUCGCUGGCAGCUUUGACCACGUCUGGGAGCAAACGGGGGCAAAUGGCGAGGAAGUUAGCGAGACUCUGCAACUCAGCAACAUGAAGGGCAUUACCGAUGCCACCGAGCAACUCGUCUCUGCACUCUCCCUCCAACCUCUCGAAGGCACCGACGUGGCCCUCAGCAACAGCACACAUACCCUCAAACUAUUCGGAAAGACUGUAUUAGGCGGCCGAGUGACGGCCCUCAUCAAGAUGGCAUACUCUAGCAAAUCUGGAGUCACAACAAAGAUUACCGUGCGCGCUGAAGAAGAAGGUGUCGCGGCUGCUGUGAUUGCUUCUUUAGCCUAAGGUCGCGACGUAAUGGAGGUGUGUUUAUUCUUUCUCAGAGGUAUAUUAUGGCAGCGAUGAGUCCUUGCAUCAUGAUCUUUGGACGCGUCCUCCCAUCAUCUAUUUUUUUUCCCUCCAAUUUCCCCUCGUCUAUAAUGCAGGUGUCAGUGACCUUAGAUGCGACGAAUGUUUUGUGUAGGCGUCCAAUCCCCAAUGAUUGUUUCUUGCUUUCAAUAUUCUCUUCGCUUUUCUUCUCCAAGCUUUGUGUCUUAAACCUGAUGAUUGCGUCUUGGCAAAUAAAAGAGUAUACAUUGUGCUUGUCUCGCUACUUCGUUGUAAGGGUGGAUUAUUGAGUACUGAUAAGCUUUAUUGUCGGCAGUCUUGUCAUGUCGAACCGCGGCAUAUUGCCGAUAUGAAGCUGGCCCACACCUGCAAGUAUGGUUCAUUCGACCUGUUAGAGCUGUUGACUCGAACUGCUCUUAUCAAGUUAUCAAUUUCUCUACCGGCAGUCUGGCAUCGGCUCCUUGUCCUGCUUCGGAGCUGCGGGUGCGCCCUAUCG